CAGCACGUGCGACCGGUCGCGCAUUUACGCGGUGGACGUGAACGCGGGUGUAUCGUUCCGUAUUUUGCCUACACGGAAGUCCACUUUACCGAUCGAAGGUCAAACUGCCGUGUCUGGCAGCAAGUUUGUCGCAAGCUUACGCCAAGAGCUUGCUUUCGUGAGCGCGAAACCUUCCCUAUUGGUGGCCCGAUACGUUCGUAGGUGCACGGGUGUUGGCUAUCGAUCCCGCUGUCCCGAUUUCCUGCAUGUUCAUUGGCGCCUCGGUUGCUAACAGUGCGUCGUAUGGUACAGUGCGGGCUCCGUUCGAUCAGUGCUGUGGCCUUACUGUUACGCUCAAGAUAUUUGUGUAAUUUUACUGGUUUCGUCGGCGUGAUUUUUCCUCGAACCAACGAAAACUCGCGCUCCUUCGUUUCUCCUUCGAAAGCGUCGGCCUGCCGGUAUCCUUGGAAGACAAUGGAUCCUCGAGGAGAGAUCGUGUCCGUGUUCUUCUGAUACUCUUUAUCCUCCAUGGGCAGACUGUACGGCGAUCCAUUGACUGGCAACGGAACGGCACUAGGAACGAUCGAGCGAGCAUAGGAUCAUGGAAUUCUACGACGUGGGAAGCAGCGACCUUAGGGAAUUGUGGGAGUCCUACCUCUCAGAACCGGCCCUCGGCCAGGACGUUCUGAUGGGGGCCAAGGAAGAAGAAUGGGGCAACGCGUUGAGUGUACGAGACAAAUCCUCGCUGGGAGUGGUGUUGAGGGAUCGUUUGAUGACGGAUGCCGCCCUCGGAGGUCCACGACCGAUCAAGUCCGAGCACAAUUACAGUCUGUUGGCGUCGAGUCCUCCUCCAAGUCCCGCGACACCCGGUGCCAACCCCCAUACACCUAAUUCCGGUUCGUCCGCCGACAGGGUAGGCGCUUCCCUCUCCACCACCAGUUCCUCCAUCGAUUCUACUAACCUGGAUCACCAUAAAUCUUUGGACAUUCGAAGCAGGAUCGAUGACAUGGAAGAGGAGUGUUUCCCGGCGAUCUCGAUGAACACCGCGUCGGGACGCGACGAGAUGCCCUCGUCGUCGUCCACGUCGUCUACCUCAGCAAUUAUCCUAAAGAGAAGGAACAACAUAGUACCUGAAGACGUGGAGUGCGCCGAGAUUAAAGGGGAACCCCUGAGCGCGCCCAGCAGCCCCUCGGAGUCUUGUCAGACGACCAUGGUCGACGACAAGAGCACCAUAACCAUGGUGUUCCCUCAGAGUCUUCACUUCUCCAAGAACCACAUGUCGCAGACCAGCGACAGCGAGGAAGACGACGAGGAGUAUUAUCAGGGUAUGGAGGUAGAAGAGUAUAACGGCGAGGCUAGCGACGAGAAGCAGGCGGAUCUGCGCGCGUCCAGGCAGGGUCUGCCGCCGACGCCGCCGAGCAGCGCGAGCUCCGACAGCGAGGGCACUGCUUCCGCUUCCUGUUCGCCGGAACGCAGAGAUUCCCAGAGCUCCGCGCACUCACAGAAUCUCAGGGGCCUGCUCACGCCCAGACUUUACAUCACCAAUGGCACCCACACCACCAGACAGCCCAUCCACACACCCCUGAUUUCCUGUCAACCGAAAGGGUCGACGGGAGUGCUAACGUUGACGGAAGAGGAAAAGCGGACAUUGAUCGCGGAGGGAUAUCCUGUGCCCACGAAGCUGCCUCUAACGAAGCAAGAAGAGAAGUCCCUGAAGAAGGUCCGCAGGAAAAUCAAAAACAAGAUAUCGGCUCAGGAGUCUCGACGGAAGAAGAAGGAGUACAUGGACGGUCUGGAGAGACGCGUGACCAUGCUGACCAACGAGAACUCCUCGUACAGGGACAGGCUGACCGCCCUGCAGGACACGAAUCGCGAGCUAUUAAAGGAACUGCAACGUCUCCAGGCGCUCCUUCAGCUGCAGAACUCGUAGAUACCAAAGGCGUUCAACGUUCUCCAGCUGACACCGAAGACUUCCGAUCCCUGCGAAGAGGAAGGAUCCAGCCAUCGCUGACCAGUGAUCCAUAGUCGUUCCUGGUCGGAAAUAACCACCCCUUUGGCCCCUCGAACGAGAUCCUCGAGUCAUCAUCGGGUCUCCGGUGAACGUUCCAUCGAGUUCCUCCAGGGUGAACGAUCGAAUGUCGUCGCGAUGGACGAGACUAUUUGUCCCAAGGGAACAGUGCAAUUCCUUUACAUUCCUGUAAAGUCUUCCUCGUGUACCGGGCCGAGCAAGUAUCGUAGAUUCCACGACGGAAACGAGUUUCCUACGAGUCCUUGGGUCGCCUUGUCUUCCUGAUUGGACAGGGGUGUGCAAUGGAGGGUGCAAUUUAGCCGGGAGUGCCUUCAUUCGCUAAUUUCCACGCUUCUUCCUUGGCAAUCUUCUUCGUCCAAUCCGUGUUAUCGCGGAUUUCAUUUCGUUUUUCUUUUUUCCUAUUUUUCCUUUCCUACUUUUCUCCUCAUUCUUCGUUUAACGCGUUAAACGCCGCUCUGGGCCCUAGGGAUUUCCGUUCAGGCCUUGUUGGGCCGCAGAGCCCCGAAGGGCCCGCAUGAUGGCUAACUAUGAAAUUGUAGUUAGUAAAACCAGCAUGGCGUUUAAGGUGUUAACCUUCGUUGCGUUUUUACCCAUAUGCACCGUAUUAUAAUUCCGCUGGGAUAUAACAAAUUGUAAUAUAUCGUGCGAAAAUGUGAAAUUGUGAAAUGCGUUCCACGUCGGAUUCAACUCGGAUCAGAGAGGUCGCUGCGCUCGUCUCGCGCAAGAUCGGGACUAGUGGUGCCCUCUGGUGUGCCCGCUUCGCCUCGAUUCUCGACGUCAGCGUGCGAACCACCACUUGGCUAUUUAUUUCGAUGUUUCCGGUUGCUCGGAUAUUUUAGUUUACUUAAUAUAGUAAGGCUGUCCUCGGGACAGUGAUUCGGGGUCCGAUGUUACUGCGAACCGAUCUGGGAUCGAAGGUUGCUUCGUCUCGCCACGAUCGCUUACCACGAUGUUCGAUAGCGAGUAUUCACCCUUUGGGGUUCCUCGGCUCCUUUUUGAAGCAUUUAAUAGGAAGACGAGAGAUUUCGUACCUGGGUAUAAGAUUGCAAAGUGCCAGGGAUUUUGCGAAAUAUUGUAAAGUGCAGAGUAAAUAUCGCGAAGCGACUGUGCGCCUCCUCAAAGGGUUAAUUCCGCGGGAAAAUUCGAACGAACGACGAGGAUUGAGUGGUCCAGCGAUAAUUAAGCGUCGACUAAUUAAAGUAUUUAAGAGCGUAAGUGGAUUUUCAGUCGCGGCGUAACCGUGUCGAUAUUUAUAGUUCGAUGAUAGCGAACGAUAACUCUUCGAUUUUCGUCCAAAUGAUUAUAUAAAAUUAGAAAUGAACAGGUGGAUAAGUUAAGGUAGUAACACGACGUACAAUUGAAUCGAUGAAUGUUCAACGCGUUAGGUAUAGAAAUUCUAGAUAACGAAUAAGCAUUAAAGAGAGGUGAGAUAUUUUAUCUAGAGCGAAUUCGAUGAUCGUGUGCGCCUAUUUUCUCGAGAAAUGAAUUGUUAGAUUGAUAUAUAUAUUAUUAUUAUAUAUUUAGAAACUUAUUUAUAGGAUUCAUUCACGUGAGAUGCAGAUUUGUAUAUUGUAUUUGUGAAACAAAAUGUUAUUUACACGGCCAUCCGAACGUUCGGUGGCUCGUUCCAUUUGUGGGCUUGAGGAGAACGUGUGCAAUGACGAUGACUUCGAUCCUUUCUUCGAAGGACGCGCCACUGUAGGGCUAA
This is a messenger RNA of Eufriesea mexicana, 3716 nucleotides long. It is a transcript of the gene CrebA, whose product is annotated as Cyclic-AMP response element binding protein A. The record is from RefSeq and is a predicted model, not a curated record. The transcript is spliced from 7 exons. Lineage: Eukaryota; Metazoa; Arthropoda; Insecta; Hymenoptera; Apidae. Bases 581 to 1909 code for a protein of 442 amino acids. Gene Ontology annotation, molecular function: cAMP response element binding; DNA-binding transcription factor activity, RNA polymerase II-specific. Gene Ontology annotation, biological process: regulation of transcription by RNA polymerase II.